ACACUGGCUUAACCUGUUAUACCACAGUGCUGCUACAUUCCCUUUCUACUUAAAAAAAAAUUAAUUGGGCACACUUAAUCUUCCAUGUCCAAAAUUUAGGCUUUAAUGUAUUUUAUUUUGACAUUACUGGGUUUUUCUUUGUAUCUGCUUUCCUAAGCUAUGGAGAGGAAGAGAGACAGAAUUAUUGUAUCUGCUAAAUGGGAAAAAAUGAGCUUGAGAAAAGAUACAUAGUAGAGUAGCAACAAACUUAUGCCUGGACAAUUUAAUCUCUAGCCAUGGUUGAUCAUAAUUGCCACUCUGGCCCUCUCCUCCCACUGCACAUGUAUUUAUCUGCUUGUGGAAAUAUUGAGCAGUAAGAUCUAGAAGUGUAUCAUUGCUGUUGAGCAGCAAGCAGCAUACCAUACUGUAUUUGGCAGGAGACAGGACUUAUGAAAUGAGAAGAUUAAAAUAUGCAAGCUGAUUUAUAAUUAGCAUAUAAAUCUGCACUUUAAAUAAGUACUACCUACAAUAGCAAGAACUUUAGGAAGCUUUCACAGAAGAGGCAGGCCAUGGGCUAUGCCAUAAUAUUAAGAUAGGCAUGGGGGCCUUGGGAGGCAUUAUGGGCAUUGAAUGAAAUGAGAAUAUUCGCCUGGCAUUUAUCGGGAAAUAUAGUCCAGAUACAAAUGGUAGUGAUGGUGCUUGUUGGAAUUAGUGAGAGAGGAUAUGCACAUGGAAGAAAAGGAAGAAACCCAAAAUAACUCAUAAGUUUUGAGUCUGUAGGAUCAGAAGAGGUGGUAUGGGAAUUGGUGCCACCUUAGAUGAAUUUGAAAUGUGAGAACACAUGUACAUGAGAACUAAGGGUACAAGUGGGUAAAACAAGUGUGAUCUGAGAUGAGUCGCAAACAGCAGAUCAUUUGGGUCUGUCAGUGUACAUCAUACUUUCCUUUGAGAGAAGAUAAAUGGUUUUCAAUGAAAGGCAGAGAGAGAAGACAGAAAUUGUUGUCCUUGAAAGAGUAUCUGGUUUAGGUCAAUACCAUAACGUUUCCUGGUCUGCCUCAUGCUACAAAAGGUAGAAAGACAAUGAAACUGUGCCAUUGAAUCCAGACAGGUUUUUCUGGCCUUCUGCUUUGGAGAACCAAAACUAAAUCUAUACCUCUGUGGAGAAAAGGGCUUCUGCAACAUCCUAUAGCAUUAUUAAAAUGAAACAAGGACAUAGAUAAGCAGCUGUCAUUUGCUCUCACUCAUCUCCAAAUCACCAUGGUCCCUACAGUUUCACAGCUUAGAUGUUCCAUGAAACUACCGUAAAUAUUUUUGCUGAUAUGAAAAUUCUCUUCUGGAAAUGGCCAGCUAUUAGAAGUAACCUGUCUCUUAAACUAAUCAGUAGGUUCUUUGUCCUUAAAACGAAAUUUUUAUUUCAAUUUAGAAUGCCUUCUGAAAGGUCACUGGAAGUGGCUUUUGCUUACCUAUCUUCCUGCCAGAAGCCAUGUCUUUAGGCAUGCUGUGAUGCACAUCGUGCUGCUAACUGCAUUUUGCUAGACGCUGCUUUGUGAAGUCUUGCCCAGCCUCCUACAGUGCCAGUUCCACGUUCCCACAGAACUCAUUACUUAUCCGAAUUCUUGAAUGUUUUGCUGUAAAAAAAAUUAGCAUUAAGAACUUUGCCUCAGUGUCACUGCAGUUGUCUUGCAAAAAGUUUCAUAUGCCCUUACUUGUAUUUAGGCGAUUCAGACAUAUGUGAAGUUUGAUUCUGGGUGGCAGCUGCUAGUCCCAGGUCACCUUAUUCAUUGCUGAGUGCAUUCAAACCCCAAAAAGUCACACCUGUGUCCUGUGCGCGGGUGCUGCAGGCUUAGGUGGAGAAAAGCAGGGCUAGAAUUGGAACCCAAAGCCCAGAAUGGCAGGAGAGGAUGUGGGGGCUCCACCCGAUCACCUCUGGGUUCACCAAGAGGGUAUCUACCGCGACGAAUACCAGCGCACGUGGGUGGCCGUCGUGGAAGAGGAGACGAGUUUCCUAAGGGCACGAGUCCAGCAAAUUCAGGUUCCCUUAGGUGACGCAGCUAGACCAAGUCACCUUCUUACCUCGCAGCUGCCUCUCAUGUGGCAACUCUACCCAGAGGAGCGCUACAUGGACAACAACUCUCGCUUAUGGCAGAUACAGCAUCAUUUGAUGGUCAGGGGAGUACGGGAGCUGUUGCUUAAGCUUUUGCCUGAUGAUUAACGUGGUGCUGGAAUUCUAGGAAGAUAUGCUCCUUUGUUCUGUUCAGUAUAUGGCAAUCACUUCAUCUACCACUGCAGUGCCUGAGCCUGGUGGGAGGGAGUGGGUUGAAA
Molecule: messenger RNA, 2301 nt
Organism: Ochotona curzoniae (black-lipped pika)
Lineage: Eukaryota; Metazoa; Chordata; Mammalia; Lagomorpha; Ochotonidae
Gene: MTCP1
Product: mature T cell proliferation 1
Exons: 4
Coding region: 1868-2191 (107 amino acids)
Biological process (GO): positive regulation of peptidyl-serine phosphorylation
Molecular function (GO): protein serine/threonine kinase activator activity
Source: RefSeq, a predicted model, not a curated record